CGCCAUCUUUGAAACGGAUGUCAGUGGUAGGAACGCAUUAGCACUAGCAUGAAAUACAACGGAGACAGGGGGGAUCGAAUAAAAAUGGCCGUCUACCGAAAAUCGAGAAAUACGAAAAACGAACGAGAGUGUAACGAUCGAAUGUGAAUACGAAUCGACGGUUUUUUUACGAAUUAAUCACGGAAUAACGAACGAAAUACGUAACGAAAUGACGAUGUAUACGUUAAAACCGAUUGUUUCCCUGCCACAAACGUUGCAUCAUAGAAAAACGAUGUACGAAAUGCGAAAUAUUCAUGAAGAACGAUCAACAGACGACCAUACGGAAGCCGAGAACAAGAUCGUGCCUGAUAUCACUGAGCAGAGUCCUUUACCAGAGUAUAAUGCAUUAGAAACAAGACAGGAAAAAAUAUUGGUACAACUUGCAGGACUUAAGAAACAGGUUUCAACACUUUCUGAGUUUUUAAAGCAAACAAAUCAAACUAUAGAACUCGAUAAAAGUUCAAAGAGUCAGGAACUAGUUAAUGUGAAGCUUAUCAUUAAUGUGAAUCCAAAAAGACCACCUUAUUUUAUAUCUGCAUUACAAAAAAUGUGGAAGGAUACUGAUAUCAAAGUACAAACUUAUGUUCAUUCAAGUGUUAGUAAAGGAGGAUCUGUUAAUUACCUAUCAACUACAACUUCUUCUAAGAAUAAUAUUAUUGAUCUAUUUCUGAUUUGGAAAAAUGUUGAAGAUAUGGAACUUAUAUCAGGUCUACAUAGUUAUUAUAUAACUGGGGAAACAAAUUUUCUAAGAUAUUUAAGUAGGUUAAUAAAUACUCAUAAUUAUGAAAAUUCUGUUUGUGUAGAAAAAGUAAAUUCUAUUGAUUUAGUAUUAGAUUUAUGUCAUUCUCUAUAUUUUGAAGAAUCAUUAAAGAAAAAGCAAGAAAUAUUGUUAUUAAUAGCUGAUAAGUUAAAUGUAAAUUGGUCAGAUACAAAGGAGCUUGAUAUAGCAGAUAUUGCUGCAUGGUGUACAAUUAAACAACUUUUUCCAAAGAAGUAUCCAUCAAAACUUAAUAAAUGGUUUGAAGCAUGUGAAAAACAUUUUGUAUAA
This is a messenger RNA of Eufriesea mexicana, 1087 nucleotides long. Its product is annotated as aaRS-interacting multifunctional protein 2. NCBI's taxonomy places the organism in Eukaryota, Metazoa, Arthropoda, Insecta, Hymenoptera, Apidae. Gene Ontology annotation, cellular component: aminoacyl-tRNA synthetase multienzyme complex. Bases 209 to 1087 code for a protein of 292 amino acids. The record is from RefSeq and is a predicted model, not a curated record. The transcript has 4 exons.